GCUAAAGUGGUGUUGGAGGGGGAGGGGAGGAAGGAGCAGGCUAGGUGGCUGGCCCGGGCGUCGGGAGCGGGAGCUGAACGAAGCUGGGCCCCGGAGUGGGGCCGUCGCCGCUGCUGCCACCUUCGCCACUGCCACCGCCGCCAUGCGCUGGGUCCGGGCGUUGCUAAAGAACGCGUCCCUGGCCGGGGCUCCCAAGUACAUCGAGCACUUCAGCAAGUUUUCCCCGUCCCCCCUGUCCAUGAAGCAGUUUCUGGACUUUGGGUCUAGCAAUGCCUGUGAAAAAACUUCCUUCACCUUCCUGAGGCAGGAGCUGCCUGUGCGGCUGGCCAAUAUAAUGAAGGAGAUCAAUUUGCUUCCAGACCGGGUACUAGGAACUCCUUCAGUACAGCUGGUACAGAGUUGGUACGUUCAAAGUCUUCUGGACAUCAUGGAGUUCCUGGACAAAGACCCUGAGGACCAUCGGACCCUGGGACAGUUCACAGAUGCCUUGGUCACAAUCCGUAACCGGCACAAUGAUGUGGUGCCCACCAUGGCCCAGGGCGUGCUGGAGUACAAGGAGGCCUACGGUGAUGACCCUGUCUCCAACCAGAACAUCCAGUACUUCCUAGACCGAUUCUAUCUCAGCCGGAUCUCCAUCCGAAUGCUCAUCAACCAGCAUACGUUGAUCUUUGAUGGCAGCACAAACCCUGCCCACCCCAAACAUAUUGGCAGCAUCGAUCCCAACUGUGAUGUCUCCGAGGUGGUAAAAGAUGCCUAUGAUAUGGCCAAACUCCUGUGUGACAAAUAUUAUAUGGCUUCUCCCAGCUUGGAGAUCCAAGAGCUCAAUGCAUCCAACUCCAAACAGCCCAUCCAUAUGGUCUACGUCCCCUCCCAUCUCUACCACAUGCUCUUUGAGCUCUUCAAGAAUGCCAUGCGGGCAACUGUGGAGAGUCAUGAAUCCAGCCUCACACUCCCACCCAUCAAAGUGAUGGUAGCCUUGGGGGAGGAAGAUCUGUCUAUCAAAAUGAGUGACCGGGGCGGGGGUGUUCCUUUGCGGAAGAUUGAAAGGCUCUUCAGCUACAUGUACUCUACAGCUCCCACCCCUCAGCCGGGCUCCGGGGGAACCCCAUUGGCUGGUUUUGGCUAUGGACUCCCCAUAUCCCGCCUUUAUGCCAAGUACUUCCAGGGUGACCUGCAGCUCUUCUCCAUGGAGGGCUUCGGAACUGAUGCUGUCAUCUAUCUAAAGGCCCUGUCGACAGAUUCUGUGGAGCGUCUGCCUGUCUACAACAAGUCAGCGUGGCGUCACUACCAGACCAUCCAGGAAGCAGGCGACUGGUGUGUGCCCAGCACAGAGCCCAAGAACACAUCCACCUACCGAGUCAGCUAGACAGGCUGCUGCUGGCGGAGGCCUUGGGAGGGUUUCCAUUGCUGGCAAGUCCCCUCCUGGCUUUGCAGUGAUGACCAUGAGGACAGAUGGAUCUCUUUAAGGACUGGUCACCCUGGUGACCUUCCCCCUGUGUCUACCACCCUAAGGGAUCAGGGGGGAUGUCACCCUGAUCACCUGUCUCUGUUUCCAUAGAAACUAUGGUGAUGCCCUUUACUACACUGGCCCCCAGGUGCCAAUUUCUGUCUCCAUAGAGAUCCCUAGGGAGGUGCUUCCCUUUGGACUUUCCCCUCUACCCUAACCAUCUCAAGUUGGGGUGUGGGGAGAUGGGGGGAGUUCUCCCUGAUUACCUGACUGUUUCUAUUGCAGCCGCAGUGAUGCCCUCAUUACAGUGGCCCCCAGGUGCCAAUCUUUGUCUCCAUAGAGUCCUGGGGAGACCCCUAGGGUGGUCUACCUGGUGAUUUUCCCCCUUACCCGCACUAUCCUAAGGGAAGAGGAAGGGUCUCCUUGAUGACUUGUGUUGUUUUCCUUGGCUAUGGCCUCUAGGUGCCAAUCUCUAUCAUCACAGAGACCCAUGGGAUGGUAUCCCUGGUGACCUUCCUCUCACCCCUCUAUCACCCUAAGUAAGAGGUGGGGAAUCCCCCUCAUGACCUAGUGGCUGUAAUGGUGUCACUACAUAAAAGUUCCUGGAGGGAGACCCCUGGGAUGAUCUCCCUAGUGAACAAUCUCCUUGGUGACCCCCUUAGGGUUUCUAGCAUAUCUCCAAGGUAGGGUGUCCCAAUGGCAAUUCAUUGCUGGUAACCCCUCCCAAGACAAAAUCUGUCGCUUCUCAGCCUGGGGAGUAUUCUGGGUGCCUUGCCGCUCAUUGACCCCCUCUAGGUCUUCCAUCCAGACCCUUCAGCUUGCCUUUUCCUUCUCCUUUGAGCCAUUACUACCCCCCUCCCCACCACACAUACUCCCCAGGAGUUGAGCUCUUAUCAGUGUUAGGAAAAGACUGGUUGAGUCUGGGGGCAAAGAGAAGAGAACACACCAGCAUCUAGUAGUAGAGGCUCGGGCCUCUAUUGGGGCCACUCUGCUAAUGGACUUAUUAGGUUUCCAACUUCCAUGGGGUUGAUGAAGAAGGAAAUGUGAGUGGAUGGGGGAAUCCCUUUUCCCAGGGUAUUGGGGCAAACAGUGGUCUAGUGGGAAGACUCCUUUUGAAGGAAACUAAGGACAACCCAAGUAUCAGCCUUCCCAGAGUUCACCAGCCCCUCUGCUUAAGCAGUGUUUUCCUCUCCCUCUUUGGUCCAGGUUUUCUGUCCCAUGCACCCCAUCCUGCCUGCAGCAGCUUCAGUCUCUUGGACUCCCCUUCUGCCAUUCCCUUCCUGUUCCUCCUUUCAAAACUGCCCUUGUGCUUGGUGUGGCUUGCUCCCCCCUAAGCUGUAUGUACAUAUCUAGUUUUGUAUCCCCGGGGAGACCUCACCCCCUCCCUCUCGGCCAUUGAGCACACACACAAGAGGUUCAAGUUGUGUGUUCCUCCUGAUGACACCUGGUAAAAAGGAGAUUGAAUGAGA
Dromiciops gliroides (monito del monte) is the source of this 2916-nucleotide messenger RNA. RefSeq names its product pyruvate dehydrogenase kinase 2 (gene PDK2). Gene Ontology annotation, cellular component: mitochondrion. Bases 143 to 1366 code for a protein of 407 amino acids. The transcript has 11 exons. Gene Ontology annotation, molecular function: pyruvate dehydrogenase (acetyl-transferring) kinase activity. The record is from RefSeq and is a predicted model, not a curated record. Gene Ontology annotation, biological process: protein phosphorylation; regulation of glucose metabolic process. Lineage: Eukaryota; Metazoa; Chordata; Mammalia; Microbiotheria; Microbiotheriidae.